Messenger RNA from Galleria mellonella (greater wax moth), 6593 nucleotides. RefSeq names its product ATP-binding cassette sub-family C member Sur (gene Sur). The transcript has 26 exons. Gene Ontology annotation, cellular component: membrane. NCBI's taxonomy places the organism in Eukaryota, Metazoa, Arthropoda, Insecta, Lepidoptera, Pyralidae. Gene Ontology annotation, biological process: transmembrane transport. Gene Ontology annotation, molecular function: ATP binding; ABC-type transporter activity; ATP hydrolysis activity. The record is from RefSeq and is a predicted model, not a curated record. Bases 902 to 5866 code for a protein of 1654 amino acids.
UACUUUGUCAUAAUUUUCUAAAAAACUUAAAAAUUUAAAUAGAUUAGGUGAUUAUUUUUUGAUUAGGUUUUUAAUAUAUUCAUCAUGCAUAAUUUUCAAGAAAUCGAUCGUGUUGCCAUGUGUUUUGUACGAUAAAAUGAAAAAAAUACUUAUCUUGCAAACGUGAAAAUACCUAAAUUGUUAUGUUGAUUUGUAGACAAGUAGAAUGGUAAGUAGGAAUUACUUAUUGGUGUAAGUAUCGAGAAGCGAAGCGGGCCACCUAAUUUCUCCUGCUUCCCCGUACGACUGUGAAAUGCAUGCAUGAAAGUGUACUACACUUGUUAGUUACUUGCUAGUACAAACUACUAGCUAGUAACCAACCUGUUUCAAUACUUUCAAUGAACUAAAUUGAAAUGUGGCAGGCGCGGGUCACUGCUCUUCCAUUUUACUGGCCUACUGACGUAUGCCUAGGUAUACAAGUUGCAAGCUUGACGCGCUAAGUGACGGUGGUGAUACGCCGCGCUCCGGUGGAUUCCAAAUCGUACGCCAGCAUGUCACGCUCCAAUCCAACAUCCAACCAACUUCAAUUUAGUCUCCAGUGUAAUUGCAGAGCGGUAUCACGCGUCUACUUUGAGGCGUUAUAAGACACAAAGUUACCCAACCUAUGAAAUGAACCGCAUCAUAACAUAAGAAUAAUCUCAUAAACUCGAAACAAUCAAACAUCUCGUGUGUGAAGUGUAUGAAAAUUAAAUAGUUUACGACUAUCGCUAUGUAAAAUUAUAAACUCUGCACCUGUUACUGUUAAGUGAGUUUUGUUAUGAGUGCGAGUUGAUGUAAAUACGUGAUGAUCCGUUAUUUAUAAAAUAUCAAUCGAUCGGAAAUAUCUGGCUGGUUAUCAACAAGUACGCACGAGGCUAACGGCAUGGAUGCGGUAUGCGAACGCGGCGACGGUCUGUGCGAGAUGCGCGCACUGGCUGCUUCCCUUCACUCGCUGCACCUGUAUUGCGCCUCCAUAUCCACCGCACUCAUUUGCUGCUGUGCACCGACACAUCCGCGUUGGCACGGUAAGCGUUGGAGAGGUCAAACCACUCGAGGCAUAGCCAGUCUAAUCUUAGGCAUCACUUGGUGUUGUGGUGCAGCUGCAGCAUGUCUGAGGCCUGCACAAACAGUGUACCUGGUAUCGGCAGUUAUUGCUCCACUAGCGUGGUUGGCCGCCGCUGCGCUUCAUGUGGUACUUUGGAGUCGCCGCUCAGCAGCACCUAUCCUUUAUCUCGCUGUAUACUGGCUUCUAUCCGCCAUUUCCACAGUCGCCAUUCUGUGGAAGCACAUCAAGACUGAAGUGAAACUGAAUCACAUCGAUCUCUAUAUACAGGCGGUUUCCACAAUAUUAGCAGUAUUUAUUUCAGGAGUGGACUGCAUUUGCUUUUACGAUGAGGUUACAAAACGACAUCGAAAUCAACAAAAACCUUCCACCAGUGAAUGUAAUAUACCAUAUAAACACAAUGACACAUAUUUCUAUUCAAAGAUAGCGUUUUUCUGGCUAAACCCAUUACUAUAUAGAGGAUACCUUUCACCUCUGGAGGAAGAUGAUCUCGGAGAGUUGCCUGAAGACGAGAAACCACGGAUAUAUUAUGAUAAAUUUAAAAGAAUUUUUAAUAAUCUAAAGGACAAAAAAACAGACGAAAGUACCCCUAAUAUAUGGCGAUGUUAUUUUUACACAGUGUGGCCAAAUUUUUAUAUUGCGGGAAUCUUGAAAUUAUUAGGGGAUCUAAUAAGUGUUGUACCUGCUAUCGGUUUAGCAGUUAUUAUAAAAUUUGUAGAAGAAUCUUCUGACACUUUUGAUCAGAAAUCACACGUUACCAUACAAGAAUUCUUUAGCAAUGGGUAUAUAAUGUUAACUAUUGUAACCAUUGCAUUGAUAUCUCAGGCAUUUCUUUCACAAAAUUCUACACAUUUGUUAACUGUAGAAGGCACAAGACUAAAAACAAGUUUACAGAGUAUUUUAUACGAUAAAUGUAUGCGACUUGCACCAUGGUCCUCGCCGGGUCCUGAAGAUAAUGAAGACUCACCGUUACUGCAUGUGCCAAAGGUGUCGACUACCACACCUUCUGGUCUACUUGCGAAUCUUAUGUCUCAGGACACUUAUAAUGUAAUGUCAUGUGUCUGGAUUAUUCAUUAUUUAUGGGCCAUACCCUUAAAGGUAACAGUAAUUCUAUAUCUAUUAUAUAUAAAAUUAGGCUUAAGUGCCAUAAUAGGCGCAGCGGUCAGCAUAAUAUUUAUUACUCCACUACAAUUUUACAUCGGUAAAAAGUUGUCUGAUAAUUCUAAAGAUAUAGCAAAAUGGACCGAUCACAGAAUUUCCAAAAUGACCGAAAUAUUAAACGGUAUUAACGUCAUAAAACUAUAUGUCUGGGAAGACUUGUUUAAUGAGAAAAUAUUGAAUCUAAGAGAAGUGGAGCUGAGGCUGCUAAAUAAAGACUCUAUUUAUUGGAGUUUCUUAACAUUCACCACUCAAGUCUCGACAAUUUUGGUGACAGUGAUUACGUUCAUGGCAUAUUAUUUUCUGGAAGAUAAUAAAACCUUAACAGCAAAUAACGUAUUUGCUGGACUGGCAUUAUUUAACCAAUUAACAAUACCAUUACUAAUUCUGCCAGUGACUGUCCUAAUGGUUAUUCAAGCUAUGGUUAGCACAAGAAGAAUUAAAGAUUUCCUUGACCUUCCCGAAUCAAAUAAUGUCAGGGAAGCCAAUGAUGUACAAACCACCGCAAAGAUAACAGAUAUUUUAAACAAUGCUUUUAUUAAUUCUUCUACUGACGACAUGUUUCCCACAGAAAAUAUUGCAAAUAAAGAAGAAGUAGUAGAUGAAGAUGAAUUUUCAGAUGAUGAAAACACAAAACUGACUCAAAGAAAUGAAUACGUAGUUAGAUUUAAAAAUGCAGUUUUUUCGUGGGGCACUAAAAAUGGUACUUUAUUAGAAAUUGAUGAUUUAGAUAUUCCAAGAGGAAAACUAAUCAUGGUGGUCGGUUCAACUGGGUCCGGUAAAACGUCGUUAUUAUCUGCAAUUCUCGGCGAAAUGUAUCUAGAGCGAGGUGAAGUUAAUUACAAUGAGCGUUGCAACACGUGGUAUGCAGGACAACCGCCAUGGUUACUUGAAGGAUCGGUGCGAAAUAACAUUGUGAUGAACAAUUCUUGGUGUCAACGAAGAUACGCACGUGUAUUACGCGCGACCGAUUUACGGCCUGACCUACAACUCUUACCUGAAGGAGAUGCAACGCUCCUGGGUAGUCACGGUUCGCCUCUAUCCGGCGGUCAGCGAGUACGUGUGUGUGUAGCACGUGCGAUCUACUCUGAUGCACACCUGCUAGCAUUGGACGAGCCCCUUGCAGCAUUGGACGCGGGGCUGGCCCAGCACGUCGUAGCUCGUGCACUGGUCACUGUUGCACGCGCCGGCCGCACCGUUAUCGUUGCUACUAACAGAUUGGAACUUUUACAUUACGCUGACGCGGUUAUAGCUAUGGAGGACGGUCGAGUGUGUGGUUUCGGACGGCCUAGUGCAGCAGGCGGGGGUCCACCGGCGCUAUGGCGGUGGGCACAGUUGGCAGGCUCGGCGCGAGCAGCCGCCGCGCGUUCUGGCGUGGGUCCGCCAGGUGGUUCGGCCCGAGAACGCGACCGUCUGCGGCGUGCUCUCAACCGCGUCAAAUUCCAAAGGAGUCAUUCAGAUGAUACUAUGAUUGGUAUCAGCGAAGCGACGGGGGCGCACCUUCUGACUGAAGUGCCGACGUGCUCAGGCGGUAGCUGGAGGCGUGCCACAACUCGUACCAGGCCAGCACUCUCGAGACAACUAUCUUCGCCUCCUCCUUCAAUGCACAAUCACAAAUGGAGACGUGAGGUGCGCCGCGCAGUAAGUGCUGACGCAUCAAAUGUAACGCUACAAAGAGAAGCCAGCCUGCUUCGAAGGUUGCUGAGGUCUCGACCACAUCGUACUUUAGCCAGGUGGACACCAAGAACGCUGCGCCGCUUACUAAGUUCAGAAACAAACGCCUGUAAUGAAGAAAAUUUAAAUAAUGACAUCGCUAAUGAAACGGGAAUGGAUUCUACAUACACAUCACUGACAUCGAACGGCGCUAAAACCAAUACUGCUACAGUUUCAGAUUUAGUAUCUACCAAAGACAACGACGCCAGUUACAGUGAGAAAGUAGCGUGGUGCGAAUACGGGCGGGCGUGCGGGUGGUGGGGUGUACUGUACUGGGUAGCUGCGACGGCCGCGCAGGCGCUCGCACUCGCCGCCGAUUACUGGCUCGCACGCACCACCGCACAGAACUCACAAGCUACGUUCUCUGACGAACAGAUGUGGAGUGCUGUACAAAUAUACGCGUUAUGGUGCGUGUGCGGUGCGGGUAUGGGCGGACUCGCACAGGCGGCAUGCGCGUGCGCGGGCGCGAGAGCGCGCCGCAAGCUUCACGAGCAGAUGCUACAUGCGUCGCUGCACGCUCCGCUACACUACCACCAAGCAAUGUCGCAAGGGUCACUGUUACAUUGCUUCUCUGCAGAUAUACAAAUUAUUGAUAAGAAACUACCAAUAGCAUUUAGCCGUUGGGCACAACUAGCACUGCUUUGUGGAGCUGCCAUGUUGGUGAAUGCGAUCGUUGCGCCAUGGAGUCUUCUUGCACUAAUUCCGGCCGUUAUAUUUUAUUUCACUCUACAAUCAGUUUAUCUUCAUAACGCCAGGGAGCUUCAGCAUUUAGAAGCUCAGAGCGCAGCGAGUGUGGUGUCACUGGCAGCGGAGACGAGCACAGGCAGCGCCACAGUGCGCGUUGGACGGCUACAACCGUUCAUGCGCACUGCUUUCCAACAACGUUUGAACCGCAAUCAGAAUGCACUGCUACUUCUCAACACAGCCAAUCGUUGGCUGGGACUUAGUUUGGACUUGGUAGGCGCGGGCAGCGUGUGCGCGUCGAUGUGCACGGCGCUGGCGGGCGGGCGCGGCGCGGCGGCGGGCGCGCUGGCGGCCGCGCACGCGCUGCUGCUGCCCGCGUACCUGGCGCACCUGGCCCGCUGCCGCGCCGACCUCCACCUGCACCUCGCCGCCGUGCAGCGCCUCGCCCACCACACGCACGUGCCGCAGGACCACUACAGAGACGAUUGUCCUAUACCACCGAACUGGCAAAGAGAUGGAAAAAUAGAAUUUGAAAAUGUAACAGUACAACCUGAGCCUGGAGCGCCUCCUGUCCUCCACAAUAUAAACCUAUCCAUUGCUCCUGGUCAAAAGACAGCGAUCUGCGGUCGAAGCGGUAGCGGAAAAUCGUCGCUGCUGUUGACAUGCGCUGGCGCAACUACCAUACAGAGCGGUCGAGUCACAAUCGACGGACAGGACGUGACGAAGGUGCCGCUGCGCGCGCUUCGUCACCGCGUGGUGCUUCUGCCGCAAGAACCUGUUAUGUUCUCCGGGACCCUGCGAGAGAAUUUAGACCCCCUCGCAGUACAUACUGAUGACGAAAUAUGGGAUAGUUUGAGAGCAGUUGGCCUGUUCGAUUUCGUUACUGCGCAACCAGCCGGCUUAGAGUGCUGCGUGGGCGCGGGUGCAGGCCGCCGCGCCCGCUCUGGCGGCUGGAGCGCGGGCCGCGUGGCGCGAGCGGCGGCGGGCCGCGCGGCGCUGCACGCGCGCCGGCGCGCCGCGCUGCUGCUCGACGAGCCGCCCGCCGCGCCGCACGUGCCCGCGCACUCGCUGCUCACAGUCACGCAUCAUAUAUCUUCUGUGCGCGGAUACGAUCGCGCCGUUGUUCUAGAAGAUGGCUGCAUAGUGGAACAAGGGGAAGUGUCCGUCCUCCUUGCACAGCCGAACUCGCGGCUCGCGCGCAUGUUAUCCACCGUGAACAGGGAAAGAUAACUUCACAUCGGUAUAACAACAUUUAUAAGUAGGAAAACAUAUUGACGAUCGAGAACUGCCACUGCAAAGCAAUAUUGUAUUCUUUGAUCUGUAUUGUAAUUUUUUUUAUAUGAUACGUUUAUCAAUAUAAAAAUGAAUGGCAUAAUACAUAAAACAAUUCAUGAAAGUGAAUAAACACAGAAAAAUAGGUAUGCAAAAAUAGAGACUGUUACCAUUAGUCGACACUCGGUUUUGCAUGGCUGCCUACCUCGAAGAUACAAGAAACCGAGGCGUGAUAGUCUAUUUAUAACACAAAAGUGACAUUCAAGGAUGAAGAAUGUGAGACAUGUGAGGGAGUUGGUAUAACUGAGGGUCUACCAUGAAAUGUUUUUCGUAAUUUCGAACACAAAUUAGAUGUCACAAGUACGUAAAACAUAAAAUAUCAUUUUUUUGGACAAACUAAAUAAAUUUAUGACAAACGAAAUGGCACCAUUUACAAGGCCGACUUCGAUAUGAACAAAAACACGAAAUUGAGUCCGAAAAUUCGGAAUAUCAUUUUAUGGUAGGCCCACUGAUACCGAAGCAUGACAAACGUACAGACAUACAUAUACUAAUACGUAGGUAUAUCGUGUACGUGCCUCUUUUUAAUUACGUUAAUUUCAUAUAACUAUAAUUAUAUAUUGUUGUGGUUUAAAAAUACUUUUAUAGUGUAUUGUAAUUGUAGCAUAAUGUACCUGUUGCAUAUAUA